Miscanthus lutarioriparius is the source of this 699-nucleotide messenger RNA. NCBI's taxonomy places the organism in Eukaryota, Viridiplantae, Streptophyta, Magnoliopsida, Poales, Poaceae. The record is from the annotation of a GenBank genome assembly.
AUGUCGGGGCGGCGGCCGGCGACGUGGGAGCAGCAGGCCGCGGACGACUACGACUACCUGUUCAAGGUGGUGCUGGUGGGCGACUCCGGCGUGGGCAAGUCCAACCUCCUCUCCCGCUUCACCCGCAACACCUUCUCCCUCGACUCCAAGUCCACCAUCGGCGUCGAGUUCGCCACCCGCACCAUCCAGGUGGACGGGAAGACGAUCAAGGCGCAGAUCUGGGACACGGCGGGGCAGGAGCGGUACCGCGCCAUAACCAGCGCCUACUACCGCGGCGCGGUGGGCGCGCUGCUGGUGUACGACGUGACCAAGGCGGCCACGUUCGAGAACGCGGCGCGGUGGCUCCGUGAGCUCCGGGACCACGCGGACGGCCGCGGCGCCGCCGUCAUGCUCGUCGGCAACAAGACCGACCUGGCGAAGCAGCGCGGCCUCCGCGCCGUGCCGCGCGGGGACGCCGCCGCGUUCGCGGAGCGGGAAGGACUCUCGUUCGUCGAGACCUCCGCGCUCGACGCCACCAACGUCGAUGCCGCGUUCGAGACCCUGCUCACCGAGAUCUACCGCGCCGUCAGCAGGAAGGCACUGGCUGCCACCGCGGCGGCGGCGGAUGACGAGGCGAGAGCCGUCGAGGAGGGGCAGGCGAUUCAGGUGUCGUCGGCCGGCGACUCCGGCGGCCUCACGGCGCGGUGCUGCGCGUUCUAG